This is a messenger RNA of Xenia sp. Carnegie-2017, 1857 nucleotides long. RefSeq names its product E3 ubiquitin-protein ligase DTX1-like. Gene Ontology annotation, biological process: Notch signaling pathway; protein ubiquitination. The transcript is spliced from 7 exons. Bases 225 to 1718 code for a protein of 497 amino acids. The record is from RefSeq and is a predicted model, not a curated record. Gene Ontology annotation, cellular component: nucleoplasm. Gene Ontology annotation, molecular function: zinc ion binding; ubiquitin protein ligase activity. Lineage: Eukaryota; Metazoa; Cnidaria; Anthozoa; Malacalcyonacea; Xeniidae.
GUUCAAUGCAAAGUAAAACCGCUGGGUCAAUUAUAAUUCUUAACACACUGGGACAUUGUUGCGCAAAAGAAACUACACAAUCUAACAAUACGUUUUAAGGGUCAAUUCCAAGGAGAAUGUGAUCUGCUAGCAUUUACAAUGUUGCUCGCCAUGAAGUUUGUUCCUAAGUCAAAGUUUGAUACAAUGUUUCAUUGACUAGUAAAAAGACAUCGUUAAGAUAGAACAUGGCAGGACAGGUACGUAAAGAAGAACAUGGACUUGACCGAUCAACAGGAACGAACGCCUAUGAAAACAGAAUGAGCGCUACCAGUGGCAUAGUAGUUUGGGAAUGGAAAUACUCGAGCCGCGUAUGGGUUCCUUAUCCGCCAAAAGUUUGCAAACAUAUCGAAAAUGAAUUUCAACGUUGUGCUUCGCAUGGAAAGGUUUUCCUUCAGGACGAAAUAGAGUUGAUAGGUUGGGAAAUACAUUUCUCCAAAAUGAAACAAGUGAAUCCUUUGACGAAUGAGGAUAAACUGGUUCGACGUCAACAAUAUCCAAGCUCAACCUCUUUUGCAAAUGGUGUUUACUGGAAAUGGUGUGCAGAUUAUCGAUGGCAAAGAUACGAUGUGGAAACGUCAAAUUACAUAGAAGAUGCCUAUAAGAAAAAAAACUCAAAAGUUGACUUGCAAAAAUCCCCAAUAAAAAUCCCGAAUAUUUUAGACUUCUCCAGUUACCAACAAUUGAACAAACACACAAAAUUUCAACGAGAGGUUUGUCGUGAAACAACCACGGAAAAAUAUCCUGAUCCUUGCGUUAACUCCGAUACUCAAGCAAGCUCUUCAAGCCUGCUAACACCCAUUUCAACGCAGUUGAGUGAAUCAAGCAUUACUCUAUCAAACCGAAAGAGAAGAACACCUUAUUCGAAUACAAACUCUGGGGAAAUGAAAGCAACGUCAGUUUUGCCGAAUAAAGUUCAAUCUGGACAUUCUUUGCAUCAAUCACUUCGUGAUAUCAACAAGCCAGUUGAGAAGAAACAAUUCCUUAAAGCAAGAACAAAACAAACUCAAUUUCUGAGUGGCCCACUUGCAAACUUUGCCAGAUUUGCAGAAAACGAUUUCAUACACGAUGAAGAAUGUGCAAUAUGCUUGGAAAGUUUAUGUAAUACAACAGAAGGGAAAGAAGCACAUGCACCAUUAGAGCUCCUUAAGUGUAAACAUCAAUUCCACAUGGCUUGCUUACAGAGACUCAACGAUAGUGGAAUAGCACAGCAUGGCUGUCUACGUUGUCCGACAUGCAACACCAUAUAUGGUGUAAUGAAAGGAAAUCAACCUGCAGGAGGAACUAUGAAUGUCACUGUCAAUAACAAGGCUAUUCCGGGUUAUCCCAACUGUGGCUCUAUUGUAAUCGUGUAUAAUUUUACUUCCGGUACACAGGGACAAAACCAUCCUCAUCCUGGUCAACCUUACCAUGCAAACUCUUUUCCAAGGACUUGUUACCUUCCUAACAACGAAAAGGGGAAGAGAGUGUUGACAUUAUUGAAGAUAGCAUUUGAAAGACAAUUGGUAUUCACCGUAGCUACAUCGGUCACCACUGGUCAAGAAGACAGUGUUGUGUGGAAUGAUAUACAUCACAAAACCGAAGGUUAUGGAAAUAAUUCAGGAUAUGGCUAUCCCGAUCCUAACUAUUUGGAUAAUGUUCUGGCAGAACUUGCCAGUCAUGGUGUUACAAACACUGCAUAAUAUCGUUACAACACAUAAAAAUAACGUUUUUUUUACAUUUUAAGCGUGGCUUAUCGCUAUCAUAUGUAUGUGCAUGGAAGUGGAAAUUGAAAUGUAGAUAAUUUAAUAAAUGGUGAAUUAAUCAUAAUGAAUUCAGAAA